This is a messenger RNA of Encephalitozoon intestinalis ATCC 50506, 783 nucleotides long. RefSeq lists its product as uncharacterized. Bases 1 to 783 code for a protein of 260 amino acids. The record is from RefSeq and is a predicted model, not a curated record. The transcript has a single exon. NCBI's taxonomy places the organism in Eukaryota, Fungi, Microsporidia, Unikaryonidae.
AUGAAGAUUAUCUUUUCCUUUCUCCUUAUAAGAAAGGUAUCGUGCUACUUCUUAUUUGAACUUAUCAACGACUUUGUGGGCUAUUAUGAGGACAUGUUCUUCCCAAGCUCCAUAGGGGCAUGGGCCAUACUUGCAGGGUCGUUUUUCGUGACCUUCUACGGCAUCCGCUUUCCAAGAAUAUCCCUGGCACCAUACAUAGCUGCAAUAGUUUACUACAACUUCUGCGAUAUAAAGGAAGGUAUUAAUUCUAUCUCACCAAAGACAGUGCAGACAUACCACAUUCCUCCAGAUAUAUUGCAAGGUUCUAAAGAUCUACUUGGAGGGAGUAGCACCGAUCCCGUUUCCUUAUGGGUUGUCUCCCUCUUUCUGGCAUCUGCUCUUGUGUGGUUUCUAGAAAUAGCUAGUGGCCUACUGUUUGUUGCCGGGCUUUAUGUUAUAUACAGGAUGUUUUUUCAUAUAGGCUUUGAGAAAUACAAGGAGACAGAUCCGGAAAUCUUCUAUACCCUAUUUCUGGGAUCUUUUGUAAUUCUAUAUUAUGUAACAAGAAGAAUGGUAAAGUACCUGCUUAUUCUCUUGUUUGCCGUUACCGGAUCUCUUAUAUUGUUGGUAUCAAUCGAACUUAUCACUGAAAACUAUGCCCUAGGGUUCUAUGACUUGAUUCUGGACCUGGAAGAUACUAAGUAUCUAGAGGUUUCAUCUUUACCUGCCCCGUUAAGCGUAUGGAUAAUAACCUCGUUCAUAGGAAUGUUUUGGCAGUGGAGAUCUUCACCAGAUAAAAAUUAG